UAGAGACAACAAUGCCGGACCUCGCCAACCUCUCUAUUUCCGAUUCUCACGCCGUCGCUCACUGCCCUAACCUCAAAUCCCUCCCGCCCACAGACCCGCCGGAACAUAGCUGCGGGUGGGGCCGGAGGCCGGUGAGGUUCGCGACUCUGAACAACUGCAAUGGCGCCGGAAGUUCCGACGGCAAGAGUUUGGCGGAGCAUGUUAGGGACUGGGUCGGCCGCAGAUUGGAAUUAGGGAUUCCCGAGACGCGCAGCUCAUUGCCUUUCCUUUAUGGUGCAAAGAAAUUGGCUGAGUGCUCGAUAUGCCAUCAUUUUGUCUACCCUGGCGACGAGAUCUUAUGCUCGGUUCGUGGCUGUCGAGGACCUUAUCACAGGGGAUGUGUGAAGGAAAGGUUUGGGAUCUCUAUUACGAAGAAGUUCACGUGUCCACAACAUGUAUGCUUCAUUUGCAAACAGAGGUUACAUUGGCGCUGUGUACGUUGUGUUAUAGCAUCCCAUGAUAAAUGUGCAGCGUGGCCGGAUAAAGUGAUACAUUUAGUGGACCAGCCAGGGAGAGCUGUUUGUUGGAGGCAUCCAACAGAUUGGCGGGAGGAUAGGAAGCAUGCAGUUUCAGCAAACAAUAUAGAGGAGAUAUUCUCUCGGUUGCCUCUUCCUUACACUCGAGAGGAGUUCAAGAUUGACCUAACGUGGAAACACACGGAGGACAAUAUAGAGCCUCCUCCAUAUAUACACAUCAGGCGUAAUCUCUACCUAGUCAAGAAGAAGCGCGAUGAUGUUGAUGACGAUGUUGGAUGCAGAUGUAGUACUGUUUGCUCUCUGGAUUGUGUUUGUAGGGUUCAAUGUAUAAGCUGUUCAAAGGCUUGCCAUUGUUCUGAAAAUUGCACUAACCGUCCAUUUCUGAAGGAGAAGAAGAUCCGAAUUGUCAAGACUGCACACUGUGGCUGGGGAGCAGUGGCGGCUGAAUUUAUUAAGAAAGGCGAUUUCAUAAUUGAAUAUGUUGGGGAAGUUAUAAAUGAUGCUUUGUGCGAACAAAGGCUCUGGGACAUGAAAUACAAAGAAGUGAAUAAUUUCUAUAUGUGUGAAAUUCGAAAAGACUUCACAAUUGACGCUACUUUUAAAGGAAAUCCAUCACGAUUUUUAAAUCACAGCUGUGAUCCGAACUGUGUCCUUGAGAAGUGGGAAGUUGAGGGGGAAACACGUGUUGGUGUGUUUGCUGCAAGAUCAAUAGAACUUGGAGAGCCUUUAACAUAUGAUUAUAGAUUUGUGCAAUUUGGACCCGAGGUGAAGUGCUGUUGCGGCGCAUCAAAUUGUCAAGGUUACCUUGGCUCCAAGAAAAAGAUUUGUAAGGUGGAUUUUUUCUGGGGGAAAAAACGCAAGAGAACACCAACUGCUUGCAUAGCUAUCCUUAGGUAAUCUCUGUCAACAAUUUUUGUACGUGCAGUGUUCUAGAUUGCCCAUAUCAAGAAAUGUGGGCACAUAUUAAAAGAAAAUGGAACUCAGAAGACAAGAGAGGCAAAAACUACAUAAUCACAUCAGGAAUUUUUGUUUGGACACACUCGAGUUUCCACUCAUCAAAGAGGAACAUCUACUUGUAUAAGCCUCCGCAGAACUUCCUUCUGUUGGCCAUAUAAUACUGAAAGCAAGUGUAGAUGAUUUGCCAUAUAACACUGAAAGAUAUUGUGAUUGGUUUGCUCAUGUUCAGAUAGGCAGUCACAUUUACCAAAGUAAGAAAAUGUACGUAUUUUUGUUAGAUAGCACUCAUUUUUUUACUAUCCUGUGAAGACUGGAGCCAUAACAAAUGGGUGAAGGUGAAAUUUGGAUUGUACCAAUGUGGUUGUCAAACCCAUGUUAGAUGUA
Messenger RNA from Argentina anserina (silverweed cinquefoil), 1856 nucleotides. RefSeq names its product histone-lysine N-methyltransferase ASHR3. The record is from RefSeq and is a predicted model, not a curated record. The transcript has 11 exons. Gene Ontology annotation, cellular component: chromatin; nucleus. Gene Ontology annotation, biological process: regulation of DNA-templated transcription. Gene Ontology annotation, molecular function: protein binding; histone H3K36 methyltransferase activity. NCBI's taxonomy places the organism in Eukaryota, Viridiplantae, Streptophyta, Magnoliopsida, Rosales, Rosaceae. Bases 12 to 1412 code for a protein of 466 amino acids.